Messenger RNA from Callorhinus ursinus (northern fur seal), 2922 nucleotides. It is a transcript of the gene KLHL26, whose product is annotated as kelch like family member 26. NCBI's taxonomy places the organism in Eukaryota, Metazoa, Chordata, Mammalia, Carnivora, Otariidae. The record is from RefSeq and is a predicted model, not a curated record. Gene Ontology annotation, molecular function: protein binding.
UGGCGGAGUCCGGUGGAGGCGGCGGCGCUGGUGGCGGCGGCUUCGGCGCGGGCCCGGGCCCAGAGCGUCCGAGCAGCAUGGCUGACAAAAAUGGAGCUCUCAAGUGCACCUUCUCGGCGCCCGGCCAUAGCACCAGCCUCCUGCAGGGUCUUGCUGCCCUCCGUGCCCAGGGCCAGCUGCUGGACGUUGUACUCACCAUCAACAGAGAGACCUUCCAUGCGCACAAGGUGGUCCUGGCCGCCUGCAGCGACUACUUCAGGGCCAUGUUCACGGGUGGCAUGAGGGAGGCGAGCCAGGACAUCAUCGAGCUGAAGGGCGUGUCCGCCCGCGGCCUGCGGCACAUCAUCGACUUUGCCUACAGUGCCGAGGUGACGCUGGACCUGGACUGCGUGCAGGACGUGCUGGGUGCGGCCGUGUUCCUGCAGAUGCUUCCCGUGGUGGAGCUGUGCGAGGAGUUUCUUAAGGCCGCCAUGAGUGUAGAGACCUGCCUGAACAUCGGCCACAUGGCCACCACUUUCAGCCUGGCCUCGCUCAAGGAGUCCGUGGAUGCCUUCACCUUCCAGCACUUCCUGCAGAUCGCGGAGGAGGAGGACUUCCUGCACCUCCCGCUGGAGCGCCUGGUCUUCUUCCUACAGAGCAAUCGGCUGCAGAGCUGUGCGGAGAUUGACCUGUUCCGCGCGGCGGUCCGCUGGCUGCAGCACGACCCGGCCCGGCGGCCGCGUGCCAGCCAUGUGCUCUGCCACAUCCGCUUUCCGCUCAUGCGGUCGUCAGACCUGGUGGACAGCGUGCAGACGCUGGACAUCAUGGUGGAGGAUGUGCUGUGCCGGCAGUACCUGCUGGAGGCCUUCAACUACCAGGUGCUACCCUUCCGGCAGCACGAGAUGCAGUCCCCGCGCACGGUCGUGCGCUCCGACGUGCCCUCCCUGGUCGCCUUCGGUGGCACGCCCUACACCGACAGCGACCGCUCUGUCAGCAGUAAGGUGUACCAGCUGCCCGAGCCCGGCGCCCGCCACUUCCGGGAACUCACCGAGAUGGAGGUGGGCUGCAGCCACACGUGCGUGGCCGUCCUGGACAACUUCGUGUACGUGGCCGGGGGCCAGCACCUGCAGUACCGCAGCGGUGAGGGCGCGGUGGACGCCUGCUACCGCUACGACCCCCACCUGAACCGCUGGCUGCGCCUGCAGGCCAUGCAGGAGAGCCGCAUCCAGUUCCAGCUGAACGUGCUGUGCGGCAUGGUGUACGCCACGGGCGGCCGCAACCGGGCGGGCAGCCUGGCCUCAGUCGAACGGUACUGCCCGCGGCGCAACGAGUGGGGUUACGCGUGCUCUCUGAAGCGCCGCACCUGGGGCCACGCGGGUGCCUCGGCGGGGGGCCGCCUCUACAUCUCCGGUGGCUAUGGCAUCUCCGUGGAGGACAAGAAGGCGCUGCACUGCUAUGACCCUGCCGCCGACCAGUGGGAGUUCAAGGCACCCAUGAGUGAGCCCCGCGUGCUUCACGCCAUGGUGGGUGCCGGCGGCCGCAUCUAUGCCCUCGGUGGCCGCAUGGACCAUGUGGACCGCUGCUUUGACGUGCUGGCAGUGGAGUACUACGUGCCCGAGACGGACCAGUGGACCAGCGUGAGCCCCAUGAGGGCCGGCCAGUCGGAGGCUGGCUGCUGCCUGCUGGAUAGGAAGAUCUAUAUCGUGGGGGGCUACAACUGGCGCCUCAACAAUGUGACGGGCAUCGUGCAGGUGUACAACACGGAGACGGACGAGUGGGAGCGCGACCUGCACUUCCCAGAGUCCUUCGCGGGCAUCGCCUGUGCCCCUGUCCUGCUGCCCCGGUCAGGGACCAGGAGGUAGCCCCUGGUACCCCUGGGACCCGGCCCAGCCUCAGGCUGUCUCUGCGAGGGGUGUGGUGAGCGCACACUGGGGCCGAGAACCACGAACCACCCCGGGCCCGUGGGCUGACGUCAUGGGGCCUGCUGUGUUGAUGAGGCCCCCUUCUGGGGUCCCUCCUUCCUUCCCAGAGCAGAUCCUGGCUUCGUGCCCACCGAGGGAGCCUGCCAGCGAUGAGGCUGACGUGUCAUGGCAGCAGAGGCACACCCGAGGAGGUUUCCUCACCUGCCCCAUAUCCCUGCUCACGGAGGGAAUCGGGGUCUCCUUUGAGGUGUGGUUGUGUGGCUUUGUCCCACUUCUCUCCUCCCCCGGCUCGGCGGCCUCAGACAUUCUGAUGCGAGCUCGUUAACGUCGAUCCCCAAAUCCAUGGUUUGUGCCCUGCCCCCUCCCAAGUUUCUUGCAUCAUCUAUUUUUUUAAAAUAAACACCACCCCCAAACUCUGUAACAUAUGGACCUCCAGGAGCUGGUGAGGUGGCAGGGACGCACCCAGCUCAGGGUUGACCUCGAGUGGGCAUAUUUCUGCCUCCAAUAAGCCCAGGCUGCUGGGGUGGGAGCGUGGCCUUGGAGGAGAGUCUCACACUUGUCUCCAUGCCUGUCUUCGGUCCCAAUACCUUCGGUGUGUGCGGUUGUCCACUUUCAGAAGGAAGAAACACAGCCAGCUCUCAGAGACGGUCCUCAUAGUCGGCCAGCCUUCCAUUUGGCGCGGGGCGUCUCGUGGGGCCUCGGUGAGGAGCAGGCCAAGAUGCCCCCGUUCCCUUCCUCAUCCCCUGGUGCAAGGGUGACACCUGCUUUAGAACUCACAGUGUGUCUGCAUUCCUACGAGAUUUUUAUCUCUCUCCCUUUCUCCAGCCUUCCAUUCCCACCUUGUCCUGUGUUCAGGUUGUCCUGCCACCAGGCCUGGGCCCCCUCAGCAAGGGAAGUCGGGUGGGUGGUGCGGCCUCUUCCCUUCAGGGGCUUUGCAGCAGCUCCGGCCACAUUUGUUUUGUUGUCAAACCUCUAAAGUUGUUUAUUAUUAUUAUUAUUUUGGGGGGGUUCUAUUUUGCUU